This is a messenger RNA of Ooceraea biroi (clonal raider ant), 4759 nucleotides long. It is a transcript of the gene bmm, whose product is annotated as brummer. NCBI's taxonomy places the organism in Eukaryota, Metazoa, Arthropoda, Insecta, Hymenoptera, Formicidae. Gene Ontology annotation, biological process: lipid homeostasis; triglyceride catabolic process. Gene Ontology annotation, molecular function: triacylglycerol lipase activity. The record is from RefSeq and is a predicted model, not a curated record. Gene Ontology annotation, cellular component: membrane; cytoplasm; lipid droplet.
GAACUCGCGUCCUGUCAGAACAUGCUAGAAGCAGAAGCGGAGCGCGCCAGUAGACGUCCAGCGGUCCAAUCGUCGUGGGGUGCUCAGCGUUUCGGAAUCCAGUAGUCAAGUGUCAAGUGAGGUUAAGUUCAGCACGGAAAGUGACAGCGAAAGGGCCACGAAAUAUCCCGAACGCAGAAUCGAAGACACUUUAAGACUGUCAGAAAGUACCAGAAAGGUACCAAACUUCCGGCGGCCGUGCCGGAUCGCUACCCGGCCCGUUUUCGGGCUUUGUUUCACGCGCUUUGCUCACAUCUAAAGUCCAUUUUUUAACGUCCACAUCGAAGGUCCAUGUAACCUCUUCCGGGAACUCGCAAGUCGCAAGUUCUACGCGAACGGGAAGAAAAAAACGAGUGGACAUCGAGCAAAUAAUAUUUAAAGUAGCCCAAGAGCACGGACAUUGUCGUGAAGAUGAAUCUCUCGUUCUCCGGUUGUGGUUUCCUGGGCAUUUACCAUGUCGGUGUUGCGGUGUGCAUCAAGAAGUAUGCGCCGCAAUUACUGUUAAACAAAAUAAGCGGCGCGUCUGCGGGAGCUAUUGCAGCGUGCAGCAUGCUGUGCGAUUUGCCUUUGGGAGAGAUCACGAGCAAUGUUCUGCGUGUGGCACGCGAGGCGCGGCAGCAUGUACUCGGCCCGUUCAGCCCAUCGUUCAAUAUACAAGACAUACUGGUGGAAAGUUUGCGCAAGUUUCUGCCAGAAGAUGCCCACUUACUAGUGAAUGGAAGACUCCAUAUUUCCCUGACCCGCGUAUAUGACGGAAAAAACGUAAUAGUCUCUCAAUUUAAUUCGAAGGAAGACUUGAUACAGGCUCUGCUCUGUACUACGUUCGUGCCAUUCUUCUCUGGUCUGCUGCCACCACGAUUCCAUGGCGUCAGAUACAUGGACGGUGGUUUCAGCGAUAAUCUUCCUACACUCGAUGAAAACACUAUCACCGUUAGCCCAUUUUGCGGAGAAAACGAUAUCUGCCCGCGGGAUGUCUCGUUUCAACUUUUUCACGUCAAUAUCGCCAAUACCAGUAUCGAGCUGUCCAAGCAAAAUAUAUAUAGGUUCACGAGGAUACUCUUCCCACCAAAAACAGAGGUCCUCUCGAACCUGUGCAAGCAAGGAUUCGACGAUACGUUGAGAUUUUUGCAUCGUAAUAAUAUGCUGAACUGCACGAGAUGCCUUUCGGUACAAUCGACAUUUGUGGUCCAAGAAACGAUCGACGAGAGUAUGGAAUAUGACCCGGAGUGCGUGGAAUGCAAGCAACACAGGGAGGAAGCUCUAGUUGCUAACUUACCCGAGACUGUUGUGACGAUAUUCCAAGAUGCCAUUGACUCCGCUAAUAAGGGACUUAUUAACUGGGUGUUCAAGCAUCGUAGUCUCAAGUUGUUAUCGUUGUUGAGCUUGCCAUGCACGUUACCGGUGGACGUAAUGUAUGCCACUAUCACAAGUUUGAUUGGUAACAAGAUAGAAACACGCUCCUUGGAAUACAAAGUAGUCGGAAAUGUUCUGCGUACCCCGCAGCAGGCUUGCACUAAGCAUUUAACAUCCUUGCGAUUCGUCUUGAGUAUUCCGAAACUACGAAAUAACUUAAUCGAAUUAACGAGAUUUAUAUUAGAACAGUUGUGCCUACUGUUCCCAAAGAUCAGUGUUUACACACAGCCGUUACCUCAAACUAUCAAGUGCCAACUCAACUUCAUGGAAUAUGGUUCGAAAAUACACGACGUGCAAGAUAUCGAGGAAGCAGACGCUGUAUACAAGAAGCAGAAGAAUCUGAAUCUGACUCUUCAAUACAACGAUCGCAGACAAUCGUGGACCGACUCCAGAAGAUCGAGUCGUGUAAUAAAUAUGAGCGAGCUCACGUCGGCAGACGACACUUUCGAAAGUAUUCUUCAGACUACUGCGGAGCAAGAGGCAGUGAUAGCAUACUACUAUAUGGAUGACAACAACAAGGUGCAAGUGACGGAGAUCUUUGAUGUAACUGAUUCGGAAUCACAUACUAUGCUCUCGGCUGACGAAGUCAACACCAACAAAAACCUUCAGUUCGACGAGUGGGAUGAGCCUACCUGGUUAUCCCAGCACACAUUCAACGAUGUGGUUACAGAGUCUCUUUAUACCGACGGGAAUCAACAGAGUAUGGACAAUUUAUCGGACGCAUCAUUGGGAGAUGAUGUAUUGGACAGCGCGAACAUAUUUUCCGAUCCAGAGAGCGAGUGGGAAGUGGAGAAGGAUGCGGAACAAGUAGAAGCACCCAAGUCACCAGACAGUCGACCGGAAGUAGAUCAACCAUCCACGAGUCCGUCGCAGGAACAACAACACCAGUAGUCUAUAAUCGCGAGCGUUGGGUUCUGAAUAUUAAAAUUGUACAAAUUUUUGUUUCAAAUGUAUCUGUUACGUAACGUUAGCGAUAAGCGCUUCUCCGUGAGCUUUACAGAUCUCACACAAGGAGACUGACACAUUUGUGAUCUAAGAGCACGCGGUGUCCCACCGCGGUAUUUCUUAAACUGCACGUUUCUCGGCGCAAAAUUUUAAAAUCAGUUUUUCCUCAAGAAUCAUCAAAUGCCGAAGAUUACAUAAUGUCGAGGAUUAAAUGGUGGUUAACUGUGAUCGGGGAAAAGCCGGCUUUAAAUCGUCAGUUGAAGGAAUAUCCGGUGGUAUUGUCUGCUUACAAGAAUACAUUAAGAUACUGCUGAAUUUUCGGGAGCGUUGAACCUAAGAGAUACCUAAGAAACUUGCACUCGGAGACGCGUUUUCAGUUUACGAGCGAGUUUUUCCAAGCGGAUUAGUCUCAAUUGUGUAACAUGUGUUCAACAACAAGUUAUUCGUUACUUUUAAUACUCGUUCGUGCACGUUUCUUCAGAAAAUGUACACGUAUGAAAAUGUUAAGUUUUAUAGAAUCACUUGCGACCGCUACAAUCUACUCCUGAGAUUUGGCAGUAAUUUUCUGCGUAUCCAGUGACGCGAUAAUAUUCCUCCUCGUUACUGUAAAUUCACUAUUGUCUGAAUCAGUUGAAACGUGCCGGACCUAGGUUGUGAAGAUAAUUUAGAAUAUACCGUUCAGAGAUGUUUCUAAUAGGAAGAUAUCGUAAGACAAGUUCCGUAUCUUUGUUACAAUAAUGAUUUAUUUUUCUUAAUUAUUUUAAUGAUCGUUGAUAUAAUCAAUUGUCGAGCAACUGUAAAGUAUACUUUGCUAUACUUUACUAGAUAGUACACUUUGCAAUUACUAUUUGAUGAUGAUUACCAGUAUCGUUCGGAAAUGAUAAUUGCAAAGCGGAAGUUGCGAGUAGAGAUGUUGAUUAUUUAUAAUAGGUCGUAGAGGGAAACCUCUUUGUGAUCACACAUGGCUGGGUCUGAAUGUUAAAAGAUUGUAGAGAUUUUUUUUAUACAUUACUUGUUAAGGAACCAUAAUUUAAUAAUUGUUAAUCAUGACCAACUUAGCUCUUAGCGCGAUGCCUUUAUCUAUAAGCUUUUAUAUGUACAUUUUAAAUUAUAAGAGCGUUUUGUGAUUAUUUUUGGGACGCUUUUACACGCAUUCCACUUUAUACAGGAAUACAGACAUGUGCAAGAAACAAGUAUGCUGUUGCAUGCUUCUUGGGAUAAUUUUACACAAAGCGUAAUACAGAGAGUAAACAAAAUCAAUAAUUAUUGUAAAACGUAUCAAUUUGUUUAAUGCUCUUACGUUGUCUACAUACGAAUAUUACAAAUACGAAUAUUCGUGCGUAAAGUAAUUUUUACUUUCCAAGUAUUUUUAGUACAUUUUACUUUUUGAAGUAUUUUAGUACAUUUUAAAGUAUGUUAAUUGUAUUUGAACAAGCCUCGUGAGACAGCAUUCUUUUUGAUACAUAAAAUAAUUCCGAAGAAAAUAAGUAUGCAGAUAUGCUUGUUUUAUUCCCUGUAUAAGUUUAAACGAUGCAGCUCUCAACUGUUUCAAUAUCUCGGGAAAGAUUGCGGUCCGCAGGAUAAAUUUGAUUCGAUUAUGAAACAGUCUUCCUAUAUUGUAAGAGACACUACCGGCCUCCUGACAAAUCUUUUUUAGAAAACCAUGAUGCAAUUUUGGGAUAUUUGUGACGGUUGUGUUACGCUUAUAUCGAUAUGAUAGUAAAUUUAACUAGUAUAAAUAGAACGGAUACCAACGAAUAAAUCAAAUAAUUAUGACUCGUGUUUCGAGUUUUAAAAUUUAUAGAGAGAUAUUAGAGUUGAAGAUACACGUUGGUAUUUACAAAGCACGUUAUUUAAAUCAAUAUUUUGUACGGUUUGUAAAGGAAGCUCAGAAACGCUUAUGUUGCGAAGAUAACAGAUUUGUAAUUAUAAUUUUUGAUUAGUAUUAGCAUAUAAAUAUCUAUUUUUUGGUAUUUUUCGAAUUGCCAUUUAUGCUUAUUUCGCGAGGUUCUGGAUAUCUAUAUAUCCGCACGAAUUAUCCAGCAAUAAUCUACGAUGAUUGUAGAAUUAGAUUAAAAGAGACGAGCAUAUCUUUUUACAAGUUUCACGAACUUAGUCGCGCGCGAAUAUGUCCCUUCACAAUUUGCGUUUCUUGUACAAUAUCGAAAAUUACCAAGAAAUGUGUUUUGCGGUAUUAUAUAUUUAACAUGUACCUUUUCAUGAUUAGUAGUACAAGUAUAUUGUACUACAAGCGCACAUGUCAAAACGUACAAAUAUAGAUCGAUGUUAACCAUAGCUAGAGUAUACUUUAUAAGGCCGACUUUUGGAAUGUGAAUAACGGAAUAAAUUUUAAUACAUUGAA